AUGCGCAACCAUGGCCCGGAAUGGGGUGGAGGGUCUAGUACCACGCAAGUCUCAGCCUCAUUCCCAGACCCGGCUGGCGCAGAUGUCAUCGGAGCCGCAGAGGGCGACCAUCAGCCCCUUGACCAGAGCAGUGGACAUCUCUCACUCGACCAAAGCCAUCAUGUCCCUGAGGCUCUUCUCCAGGGCGGCGACGUCAUUCGCCCAUUGCACUUCUUUUCGCCGCCUCCAGACAAUGAGAAGCCCACCUUCACCGUCACCGAGAGCAACGGUGUCGGCGUCAAGAACUACCCCUGCUCCAGCCACCUCGUACUGAUCCGAGAUGUUCGCGGACACCCGCAUCGUGCAGCCUUCCGCCUCGGCGUCGAGUCUUUUGCCUUGCUGAGGUUACAACCUCAACCACCUGGCGUCAACCUUUCCGACGAUGACCAGGUCCGGAUGGCCUACUCUCAGACCGCUCGUGAGCUGAUUGAAACCCAUAUUCCCGGGGCCGAGCAUGUCAUCGUCUUCGACCGCACUAUUCGUCGAGCAUCUGCAACUGCAAAGCUGAACCGCCCGGUUAAAAAGGUCCAUGUUGACCAGAGUGCGAGAGCAGCCAUUCUUCGCGCCGAACAGUUUCUCCCAGCGGAACAGGCUCAAGCAAUCGAGCAGGGGAAACUGCGACUUCGUAUCAUCAAUGUAUGGAGGCCACUCCGGGGACCUAUCACUGAUCACCCCCUAUGUCUAGCCGAGUCUCCUUCUGUCACGGAGGAGGAUCUCAUCAAAGUUGACCAUAUUUAUCCGCACCGCAAGGGGGAGACAUACCAUUGUAGAUAUCGGGGCAUGACUGACUUUCGGUUCUGGUAUCUGAGCGCCAUGGAGGCGACGGAUGUAUGGAUGAUUCAGUGCUUCGACUCAGUACGUGACUCGAAAGGCCGCCGCCGCCGGUGCGCUCACGCAUCAUUCGAGAUGAUCGAACCUCAUCUAGGCGAGGAGGAUGGUGCGCCAAUGGCCUCGGAAGGGCGGUUGCGCGAGAGUAUCGAAGUAAGGUGUCUCGUGUUGGGAGGAGACUUGGAAGAGAUGUAA
Molecule: messenger RNA, 1062 nt
Organism: Ilyonectria robusta
Lineage: Eukaryota; Fungi; Ascomycota; Sordariomycetes; Hypocreales; Nectriaceae
Exons: 1
Coding region: 1-1062 (353 amino acids)
Molecular function (GO): oxidoreductase activity
Source: RefSeq, a predicted model, not a curated record